AUGUCAGGAAGCGCACCCAAUGAUGCCGCCCCCGGCGGUCACUCUCGAGACCUGGAACAGACCCCCCUCGAUGCAAAUCAACAUGGGCAGGCCCAGAAUAUUAUCGACGAGACAAAGGAUACCGGUGGCCAAGUUGUAGAUGCCAACGUCGGGGCCAGCAUUGAUGCAGCAAAGUCCGGAGGCCUCUCCAGCCGUGUUGAUGAUAUCUUGAAUCAGCCCACCAAAGGACGCGUUCGUGGAACUUUGUCAGCACAACGUAAGGCAUCGGAGAUUGAUGAGAAGGGCUUCAAGGUUGGAGAAGAAGGAGACUUGCAUAACUUGGCUCACAGCAAACAGCCUUGA
Messenger RNA from Fusarium redolens, 342 nucleotides. RefSeq lists its product as uncharacterized. The transcript has 2 exons. NCBI's taxonomy places the organism in Eukaryota, Fungi, Ascomycota, Sordariomycetes, Hypocreales, Nectriaceae. The record is from RefSeq and is a predicted model, not a curated record. Bases 1 to 342 code for a protein of 113 amino acids.